Messenger RNA from Centropristis striata (black sea bass), 2514 nucleotides. It is a transcript of the gene malt3, whose product is annotated as MALT paracaspase 3. The transcript has 15 exons. Gene Ontology annotation, biological process: proteolysis. Bases 137 to 2089 code for a protein of 650 amino acids. The record is from RefSeq and is a predicted model, not a curated record. Gene Ontology annotation, molecular function: cysteine-type endopeptidase activity. NCBI's taxonomy places the organism in Eukaryota, Metazoa, Chordata, Actinopteri, Perciformes, Serranidae.
AAGGGAUGAGUUUCUGUCGAUAUAAUUGAAGUUAUGAAGACUAUGAAGACGACAUACUCUGGCUGAGGUCCGACACCUGCACAACUGCUACGAGGCUGACAGCAGUCUGUUGACAGAAGAAGAAAAUGCACCGAUCAUGACUGGAUCCCGCAACAAACCCUGUGGAAUAAUGAUCAGCGAAUUGGUCAUAGUGCGCCAUCCUUUUUCUGUGUGUGUACCUGUGAACCAUAAUGUGACCCUUAGUGUCCGUGCUGAGGGCACAGGUAUCCUCAACUACCAGUGGUUCACUGAUGAUAAUGAAAAUGAGGUGCCUGGAGCCACUCAAGCAGACUUGACCUUCAAAGCUAAAAAAACUCAGCGCUAUGUGUGCCGAGUGAACGACCACCUUUGCAACUGCAUGUUCACCGACUGGGUGAAAGUGAAGGUGUUGGACAUUGAUAAAACAGGGUUACCAGUACACUGGCAGGGUGAGCUACACAUCGCUGUCAACCCUAAACCCCAAACAGUCCGACAGGGUAACAAACUAACUCUCAGCUGUGCUGCCUUUGGCAUCCCGGCUCCACACUAUCAGUGGUACAGAAAUGGACAGGCACUGCUGGACAAGACUAGUGGCACGAUGCAGAUUGACCGUGCAACAGCCGAACAUGGAGGCACAUACCUGUGUUCAAUAUCUAACGUGCUAGGAGAGACAUGGACUGAAGCAGUUGAUGUUGAGAUUGUGCAAACUGAUCAACUUCCUCCUGCAGUGCUCACAGCCACUGAUAAAGUUGCCCUACUUAUUGGCAACCUGAAUUACUCCCACCACCCUGACUUGAUGGCCCCAGUUAUGGAUGUGCAUGAGCUGUCCAACCUCCUGCAGCAGCUUGGCUUUAGAGUUGUUUCCCUGCUGGAUCUCACCAAGGAGGAGAUGCAGGCCGCUAUCGACAAGUUCAUUCAGCUCCUUGACAGAGGAGUUUAUGGUCUGUUCUACUAUGCGGGUCAUGGGUAUGAGCGUGCUGGGAGGAAUUACUUGGUCGCUGUUGAUGCUCCACAACCGUACCGACCUGAAAACUGUGUCUGUGUGCAGAGGGUCAUGCUCAGUAUGCAGGAGAGACGGACUGCACUCAGUGUAAUCCUGCUGGAUACCUGCAGAAAAUGGUACAACCAGGAUUGCAUACCUUCAUGCAUCAUGCCAUUGGGACCCAGUGGGAACACUGUUUACGGUUAUGCCACAUGUGAAGAUGCUGAGGCAUUUGAGGUCCAGGACGGGGGGAAAAGUACUGGAAUCUUCACAAAGUACUUGAAUGCGCACAUCCUACAGACCGAGAAAGUCACACAUGUCUUGGAGAAGGUGUCUGAGGAUCUAGGCAGAGACCCUCUGGUCACAGGCAAGCAGCAGGUGGAGAUCAAACACACCCUGAAGGAACCAAGAUCCCUUGCAGACCCAGUUCGGACCACCGGCCACACAAGGGAGCUACACCUGCGAGACGCCUGCUGGAGACAAGCAAACGAGCUACCACGGAAGAAGCGGCUGAAAUUUUCAUGUGGAGUAGAAGUGGAAGUCAGCUUCUCAGCUUUGUUCUCCAAUGUCUUGGUGGCUUUUGCCACUGUAAAGACGACAGGCCCCCGAACCCAGGACUGCACUGUCACUCUGAGCAGCAUACCUCCAAUGGAAGACAUAUUUUCCGGCCCUGGCAGGUCAGAGGAAAUGGACUCCCUACUACUUAAGAAAUCUGACAAUCCGGACUGUACUCUGCGACUUUGUUCUCUUCAAAAGCUUACAGAAUCGCUUGUCAUCAAGGUGGAUCUGAACUAUACUCACAUGGACAGUAAGCUACGCCAGACAGAAAGCAAACAGGUGGACAUAGGAAAGCCUCUGGUGGCAUCCUGCAGACUGCACAGAAGGAAUCACGCAACAACGACCAGAAGACAAGAAAGUGCUCCUGCUCAAAGUAUGGGCAACAGACCUCAGUUGCAUCAGACUCUGGCUGGUAUAUGUCGCCCCUUCACCAGAAUGGCAGUGUGUGCUGCUAUAGCUGCAGUAACAAGGAGCAAUGAACCUGAAGAGAACGAUGAAAAUGAACUGCAAGACUUUAUUCGCCGACAUUAGAAAUUUUCGUUACUGUUGUAAAUACUACUUUGAAAAAAUGAUGCUUGUUUCUGAUGUGAUUAGAAAUGACUCUACUUGUCUGUGUUUGAUGAUGAUGAAUGAGUGAGUGAAUGACUGAGGCUAGUGUUUGGUUUGCUUUUAUUUCUGAGCUCAACACUGAAGAAACAUUAACACUUACUUUUGCUAACCACUGAUUUUAUCAUACAUUGUAUAAUACUUGCAAGCCGGCUAGCCUAAUUUAUCAAAAGAUUAGACCAUUACUGUUAAUAAUUUAUCUAAUAAAGACCACUACUUUCUUCACUUUUUUGAUCGUCAAUCUUUUGAAACAUGCCAGUCUGUAAGCUAUCUUGCUGUUAAAUCAACUGUUUAAAUGGAUAACAAAGUGUGUGCUUUAAUAAACCACGUUAAUUAACAAUUUAACAAAA